AGCAUCGCUACCUGCUACAAACCCCACGCAUGCGCGUUCCCUCCCUUUACGUUCCCUUUUCUUCUAGCCAUCGCACGCACGUGUUUAGAUUUUUCAUAUCAUUGCUUUUCGACUUACAUUUCUCGUUGGGUAUUCUGCUUAUCUUUGUCUUUUUGCGUUUGAAACAGUUGUAUUUAUGAUGAAUCAAUACCAUGCCCAAAAAGAAAAUAGCAAAGUUUGAUUUGGGUUCUUUUGUGGGCAAACUUGAAGAAGAGGACAGGGCAGUGCAGCAGUACAAGGACGCUUUGUCCAAUCUGGACCUUUCCUCACAUGCUGUUCGUCUGCUGUCGCCAAACGAGCAGUUUGGACUUGCAGUGUCUAAAUUUGGAUUUGAGGAAGUGAGCCGAGUAGUCAGAGCCAUCGAAGUCAGUAGUAUUUCCACGCUAUAUGACCCUUGCAUUUUGGCUUCAACGCUGGAAGUAGACGUCAAACUGAUUAAACUCUUAUUGGGGCAACUGAGAUCUACCGCAAGUGAUCAUACCACUACCAGUGCCAGCUCAGCAACGGGGCCCAACUUCUUCUUGGUUCCACCCUACUCAACCUGCCUUGAAUGUGGACUUGAAUUGAAGCCACACAAUCAGCCGGUGAAGGUGAAAGUCGUGACUUUGCAGGGGUGCUUCAAAGGGCUGAAGUCGAACUUACGCUGCCGCAAUUGUAGUCUGACAUAUAGAUACGACUGUUAUGGCAGUAGCUCCAGAUCGUUUCAUCUGUAUGAAAAGGUUCAACCCUUCAUAGAGGCCAGUAAUGUUGUGUAUUUUCAACGCGACUUGUUUGAACUGCAGGUCAGCCUUGCGAAUCAUUCUUGGGUCAGUUUCGUAGGCUUUGCUGAGUCCUUCAACACUGCAUUUGGCCUAUCAAGAAGUGAAGGGAUCUCCAGUAAACAGGUUUCCUCAGCAUUCUUUCAUGGAGAGCUGCACAAUGAACUACGUGAACGCAGACGACUUGAUAUGUUUGGUUUGCUCAAGACAGAUGGAGACCGAGAAAAACUCUUGGAGCGGAUUGAAAGUAUUCGUCGGCAGACGAUUUAUGAUCAUACCAACUGCCAUCCCAAAUGUGAAGCGAAAGGUUGCGGCCGUGUCUUUGUGGCAGAUGGCAUCUGGAAACUGAGUUUUCCGCAUUGUAUGCAUCGAUGUGAGAAUAAAGUGUCUGGCAUCCCAGUCCCCAGCCUACCAGAUGUCUGUACCAAAUCCCCAUUAUAUGGCCAGGCAUUUUGCACAGAGCACUGCGAAGUUGCGAAACAGUCGAGCAUUCCAACUGGUCUGGCUGACUUUCUGAAGUACUGUGGAGUCAAAGGAGAUGAUGCUCAUACCGAUUCCACAGGCCUUUCCGCUGCUGACAUUGGAGGCCCUACGCCAUUGCGUGAUAGCGAAGGCCCAUCAACAUCAACUACGAGGGAAGGCAGAUCGGCAGUAACUGCAAGUGAAGGGAGAUCCAUAUCAACUGCGAACGAAGGCCCAUCAACGUCAACUGCAAGUGAAGGCUUAACUAUGCUGACUGCAUGUGACGGGGCAUCAACAUUGACUGCGAGUGAAGACCCAUCAACACCUCUUGACAAUACUGCUGCGAACUUAGUCCUUGCAUGUGAUGCUAAUUGCAAUCAAGAAACAAUCACUAAAGUUGGUGGAGUCCUGUCCAAGUUGCAGCCAGUGUCGUGUUGUGGUGAAUCUGUAGUGGAUGCCCAAGGAACAACAGCCUUCCUCAAUGAACACAGCUACUCCAUUUCCACCAUGCUGAAUGAAUGUGUGGAAGAAAUACCAUCGACCUGUAAGAAGGAUGUUGGAGGCAAGAAACGACUUCAGAAGUGGUCAAGGGGGCAUUUAUUUGUUGUUCGUGCUGGUGGCCAUAUUGAGUUUUGGAAAACUUUGUACAAGUCAGAGUCACCCUCACAGGUCUUCCUGAUUCUCAUAGCCUGGCUGUUUCCUUUCUUGAGGACGGUGCCGUUUACUUCGUGGUCCAAUUUGUCCAUAGUGUACGAUAAUAUGUGCCACUUGGACAACAUGAACGUUGCUAGGAAACCGUUACCACUUGCGUGGCCAUGGUCUCACAUGUGGUUGAAUCUGCACAAGUGUGUAGACAGGUUACAUGUACGAAACCACACCGACAAGCUGUGCAGAACAAAGUAUAACCCAGAUGAUCAUCUGUUGGAGACGGACAAUACUCUUUGUGCUGAGCAAACUUUCGUGUGGCUGUCACGAUAUAAAAAAAUAUUGUGUGCCAUGCCAAAAUUACACCAUUUGUUUUAUUUGCACAGAAUGGUGGUUCGGCGUAACAAGUACACUGAGUAUUGUUACAAUAGCGGUUACGACCCAUUGCUUCCAGUUGUAAAGAGCACCAGCACUACUUAGUUUGAAGCAGUCCUUGAUGCUACUUUCAAUAUUUAGGAUUGUGGUAAAAAGUAACUGUAUGUAACCUCUAUCCACAAAGUGAGCUCACAUGCAGAAAGUGUUAUAUUCCAAUUAAUUAAAAAUCGAGCUUUCUCCUGUUAUGUACAUGGAACAGGUGAAAGUAUAUAUUGACAAUGUAAUACUGUGGUGGCUUUGCAUACUUGUUCACAACACUGGUUCAGUAUUUCUGACCAAGCAUGACUAAUGUAAUCAAAAUGGCAUUUGAUUUAAAAGGUGUUCCCGAUGCAGUGGUGUUUCAGCUUCUUCUUUACGUCACUUUUACCUUUUACAUUUAAGGUAUAUGUUGGCCUCUCUUUUGUUCACUGAAAUUGACAAGACUAAAUCGUGUAAAAGAAGGUUGCCGACUGAUAAGUGAGUGUUUUUAAAAUGAUGCAAUUUUCAACCCAACCCAAUAUUUUGCAGUUGUCUUGCAGCAUGUAUACACUUUUAAUUCUUGCUGUUAUCAUUUAUUUAUUAAUGGGCCAAAUCCAAUCAAACUACGGUAUUUGGCAAUUUUAAAGUGCAAACAAAACUGGAAAGUGACAUUGUGUGUCUUUGAGCAAACAUGCUGCUUGAAAAACACGAAACCUGUACUUUUUUAUAACUUGUUCAGACUUACCAAUCAUUUUAUUAGUGUUGGUUAGUGUUGGUAGUGGGUUGGUGUUGCCCCUGAAAGCUGACCAAAAUUGAGCUUGAAAUCCAGCAUAAUUUUAUGGAGAAAACCAGAAGGAACAUUGACUAUCUGCAGGGAAUUAACAAUUGUCAAAGGUAAAUGUAUAUCAUGGAUACUGCUAGGUGAUGGGAUUCCAUCUUGAACUUGCAUGAAGGUUUGUUCGGAAAAUUAGUUCCAAGGGUAAAUUGCACAGUGCUCCAGUUAAUCAGUUGUGCUCCCUUUGAGUGCUGAUAACUAAAGAUGUAUUUUCCAAAAGCAUAGUCAAAGUUAUUUAAUUUUUUUUUUUGGGAUGGUUGAUCUAGACCUUUGUGCUGUCACUGUUUUCCGAUAAAUGACAUUUAUAGCUCUGGCCUGACACUGUACAAGCCUGGUUUUUGUCAACAGGGUAUUUCGGUCAUGCCGCUUUGAUUCGAGUUCUUGGUCGUUGAUUGACUUUGUUUUUACCUCAAAAGAACAAAUGUAACAUAAAUUAGGGAAACUUACUUUACAAGAAUAUAUUGCUUAAUUUCCGAUUUUCUUGAAACUUCCACCACAAAUACGAGUAUUUGGUUUGCGUAACUCUCGUUUUCGACCUUCAUUUCAAAGUGUUGUUAUUGAAAGGAACGAUUUACUGCACUGCUGUUACGUGGUAAUAUUAAGUGGCACAAUUGUUAUCCGAUAAAAUUUAAUUUUAAUACCUGCCUGCAUCACUUUCUAAUCAAAACUUUUGUAUGGUCAGUUGUAUUUCCUAGAUAUUUCAAACUUCAUGCCAUUGGCUGAUUUAGCUCUUUACUGGAAAUAUUUGCCCUUGAUUUCAGCAUUGUUGCACGCGUGCUGCAUACAAAAGGUGUGGGAACUUCUUACAUCUCAGCUUUUGCUAGAUGUUUAGGUGUUGACGUGGAGUGUUUAUUGAUACCAACGGUUGCCAUGUUGACUUUCGUUUACAUGUAUAUCCAUGCUGCCCGAUCCUGUACGUGUAUCCUGUAUUCCUUUGUAUUACAUUUUGUAGAUGACUUUGUAUGUGUAGUGUUUGCCUGAAGUGGUUUUUGUAUAAAUGAAUCAUUUCUGGAUCGGGUUGAACAUUUGAUUAAGCACCACUCAGUAUGCGUAGAAUUUUAAUUUUACUACUGAUAUCUGUUGUUUUCUAGUCAUGCGGCAAUGUGUAUUUGUUUUAACAUGCACAGUGUGUGAUUAUUUUCAUCAUUUAUUAUGUUUGUUAAUUUUUGGCGCAAGUAAAGAUGAUUCAUGUGUGGACUUAUGUUUCAAUAGUUCGACAUACAAAUUAACCUUUUCUGUAUGCGAACGCAGUGUAUAAAACUUACUCCUGUAGACGUUUGUGUACAGACGAAAUAUGUGUCCCCUAGUUUUGUCCAUGGUAUUUGAUUUCUGGGUUUUUUGGUGCUUUUGGUUGUUAGUAUUCAUUGUGAUAGCUUUCGUUAAUGUGAAAUAAAGUAUGUAUACUGCUUAGUUCAUUUGGACUUGACAUGUUUUAGAAAAUCUUUAAAAGUGGUAAGCUGGAUGCAACAUUUCAUUUGACUUAGUCGAAAAUCUGUUGACUGAUAACAUUUCAUUAUACCUCAUAUUAAGAACAUUGCGUUUGUGCUCGACAGUGUCACAUGUGAUAGAUUACAGUGACCCCAACUGGAUGCUCAAUCCAGAGAAGGACGCAGUUUUGAAGUUUGAACCGCCAAGGCCGUAACAUUUGGCCACUCGUCAUUUUCUGGCAUGCCUGUAAUGUCCAUUGACAAAGCACCCAGCCAGCGCUUGCUACGCACCAUCACUUUCAAAACCACAAAAAACCUCUUGUACCACCAUAAUUUUUCGUUAGUAAUUCUUAUCACGAAAACUCUCUUCACGCCCAGGAAAUUUAAUGUUCUGGUCUUUGUUAUUGCUUGAUUUGAUCCCCCAGCGUCAAAUCUGGCACAUUUAAUUGUUACGUCUUUUACCUUAAAUUGUAAAGGGUAGUUAUUAACCUUCUCUGGCGCUUUUUCUGCAGUUAUUUUGGAAUAAAUUUUGAACCCAAAUCCGUGUGUUGGAUUUUACUUCAA
Molecule: messenger RNA, 5123 nt
Organism: Acanthaster planci (crown-of-thorns starfish)
Lineage: Eukaryota; Metazoa; Echinodermata; Asteroidea; Valvatida; Acanthasteridae
Source: RefSeq, a predicted model, not a curated record